Molecule: messenger RNA, 168 nt
Organism: Entrophospora sp. SA101
Lineage: Eukaryota; Fungi; Glomeromycota; Glomeromycetes; Entrophosporales; Entrophosporaceae
Source: the annotation of a GenBank genome assembly
AUGAAUUUAGUUGAUGGUGGAGUUGCUCAGUUACCAAAUGGUAACAAUUUUUUGACAAAUGAAUACGUUCACAUUGAAGAUGAAAAUGUUUGGACAGGCCUCACUGAUGAAGAUAUAAUAGAAAUGGUAAACCAGAAGGAAGAGAUUAGUGAAGAGGAAGUUGAAUAA